Rotaria socialis is the source of this 303-nucleotide messenger RNA. The record is from the annotation of a GenBank genome assembly. Lineage: Eukaryota; Metazoa; Rotifera; Eurotatoria; Philodinida; Philodinidae.
AUGCUGAAAUUGAAUCUCAUUGUUAUUUCGGCGAUUAUAUUUGGCAUUAUCAUAGAAGAGACAGCUGCUGGUGACUGUAAUGGUGGCCGGUGUGGUUGUUACAAAGGUUACUGUUGGGCUUAUGUUAGCGAAGCACGUGUUCGAGCAGGUGACUGGUGGUGUUACACUCAAAGAGCAGGUGUAGCUGGAAAACGGUCCAUGUGGCAAGAGUGUUGCUCUGAUAGUGACUGUUUUUGGCAUCGAACAUGUGGCAAUUAUGUUCAAUACAAAGGUGAAGAAGAGGAGUAUCGGACUGUCUGUUAA